AUGGACUCGAAUUUGGCUGGUUUCCUUGGUAGAGUUCUCAGUUUCAAAGAUAACACCGAUAUGAACUACUAUUUGCUUCAAUUCGUGUCGUUGACAAUUGCUCCCGCAUUCAUUAUGGCGGGGAUAUACUUUUUAUUUGCACAAUGUGUAGUGAUUCAUGGUCGACAAUUUUCCGUUUUGAAACCCAUGUGGUACUCCUACUUUUUUAUUGGUUGCGAUGUGCUUUCGUUGGUGAUUCAAGCGGGAGGUGGUGCUGCUGCUUCCAUUGCUACCAACAGACAUGAUGACACUAAACCUGGUACCAAUACUAUGAUUGCUGGUAUCGUAUUCCAAGUUGUUGCUAUGACUGUUUUCCUUACGUUUUGGUUUGAGUUUUUAAGAAGACUUUACUUUAAAAAGUCUAACGUGGAUAGCCUUCCCGCUGAUUAUAAGGAGCACCCACUUGCAAAGCCAUCGGUUGGCCACUUUUUCAAAUUACUUUUCCAUGGAAAGUCGGCAAGAGAGUACAAAUCGUUGUACAGAGAACCAGUGUACAACCCAAAGUUCGAAUCCAUUCGUUCGCGUAAACUUAUGCCAUACAUGCCAUUGGGUCUUACCAUUGCAGUCAUUGCCGUGUACAUUCGUUGUAUUUAUCGUGUGGUUGAAUUAGCCCAAGGAUUCAGUGGAUACCUUAUUACUCACGAGGUGUACUUGAUGACAUUAGAUGCUCUAAUGAUUGCAAUUUGUGGUCUCAUAUUUGUCCCAUUGCAUCCAGUUUGGUCUUAUGGUACCACCAAUCUUAUCAAGGUCAAGGUUAUCAAGGCCAACAAAGACGAAGAAGAUUUUAGCAAUGAAGGUGAUAGCUCUGAACGCGAGAAGCUGUCGGUUGACGACCAGCUUACGGAGCAGAACACAGAUGAGAAGGUGCGUGCUAAUGGCAAUACAAACCCGAAUCAUGAAAGAGGACCGGCUUCUCAAUCAGGCGAAUCGGGGUCUAUUACUCCUUAUUAA
Molecule: messenger RNA, 990 nt
Organism: Meyerozyma guilliermondii ATCC 6260
Lineage: Eukaryota; Fungi; Ascomycota; Pichiomycetes; Serinales; Debaryomycetaceae
Product: RTA1 domain-containing protein
Exons: 1
Coding region: 1-990 (329 amino acids)
Cellular component (GO): fungal-type vacuole; plasma membrane
Source: RefSeq, a predicted model, not a curated record